Pteronotus mesoamericanus is the source of this 1670-nucleotide messenger RNA. It is a transcript of the gene ZRSR2, whose product is annotated as zinc finger CCCH-type, RNA binding motif and serine/arginine rich 2. NCBI's taxonomy places the organism in Eukaryota, Metazoa, Chordata, Mammalia, Chiroptera, Mormoopidae. The coding region runs from base 219 to 1670 and encodes 483 amino acids. Gene Ontology annotation, biological process: mRNA splicing, via spliceosome. Gene Ontology annotation, molecular function: metal ion binding; pre-mRNA 3'-splice site binding. Gene Ontology annotation, cellular component: U2AF complex; spliceosomal complex. The transcript is spliced from 11 exons. The record is from RefSeq and is a predicted model, not a curated record.
GUUCUCGAGAAGGAGGCAUUUAUUUGUGCAGGGUUUCGGAAGACGAGCCACCCACGGAAACCUCUCGCUUUUCCUCUUGGGUCCUCUCAGGGAGAGGUACUCUCCCUUCGUCCCUCCGAGAGACCGCGCGGCACCUGCGCCUGCGCACAGCUGCACACUCGCUCCCUUUUUAGCCCGCCUUUUCCGGCCGGCUCUUGUGGGCGUGGUGGCGCUGGAAGAUGGCGGCGCCCGAGGCAGUGAUACUUCCGGAGAAGCUGAGCCACAAAAAAUACAGGGCCGCCCUGAAGAAGGAGAAACGAAAGAAACGACGUCAGGAACUCGCCCGAUUGAGAGACUCAGGACUCUCACAGAAGAAGGAUGAGGAAGACGAGGAAGCUAUUAUUGAACAACAACAAAAAGAAGAGAAACUGUUGGAGAUACAGAGGCAAAAGUUACACGAGGAGUGGUUGCUGCGGGAGCAGAAGGCACAAGAAGAGUUCAGAAUAAAGAAGGAAAAGGAAGAGGCAGCUAGAAAACGGCAGGAAGAACAGGAGAGGAAGUUAAAGGAAGAAUGGGAAGAACAGCAGAGACGAGAGAAAGAAGAGGAGGCGCAGAAGCUACAGGAGAAAAGAGAGAGAGAGGAGGCUGUGCAGAAGAUGCUGGAGCGGGCUGAAAAUGAGCUGGAAAGUACUGCCACAUGGCAAAACCCAGAACCACCCACGGACUUAAGAAUAAUGGAGAAAGAUCGAGCUAAUUGUCCAUUCUACAGUAAAACGGGAGCUUGCAGAUUCGGAGAUAGGUGUUCACGUAAACACAAUUUCCCAACGUCGAGCCCCACCCUCCUCAUUAGAAGCAUGUUUACAACGUUCGGGAUGGAGCAGUGCAGGAGGGACGACUAUGACCCCGACGCCAGCCUGGAGUACAGCGAAGAAGAGACCUACCAGCAGUUCCUGGACUUCUACGAGGACGUGCUCCCGGAGUUCAAGAACGUGGGGAAGGUGAUCCAGUUCAAGGUCAGCUGUAACUUGGAACCUCAUCUGAGGGGCAAUGUGUAUGUUCAGUACCAAUCGGAAGAGGAAUGCCAAGCAGCUCUUUCUCUGUUCAACGGACGAUGGUACGCAGGACGACAGCUUCAGUGCGAGUUCUGCCCAGUGACCCGGUGGAAAAUGGCUAUUUGUGGUUUAUUUGAAAUACAACAAUGCCCAAGAGGAAAACACUGCAACUUUCUUCACGUGUUCAGAAAUCCCAACAAUGAAUUUUGGGAAGCUAACAGGGACAUCUACCUGUCUCCAGAUCGGUCUGGCUCUUCCUUUGGUAAGAACUCAGAGAGGAGAGAGAGGAUGAGCCACCAUGAUGAGUACUACGGCAGGCCCAGGAGGAGGAGAAGCCCCAGCCCCUCUCGUUCCUACAAAAGGAAUGGGGAAACCGAAAGGAAAAGAAGAAGUAGCCACAGGGAGAAGAAAUCUCACAAACACACGGCAAAAAGUCACGAAAGGCACAGUUCACGAAGUAGAGAAAGAAAAAGGGAUCGCAGCCGGGGCCGGGGCAGCCAGAGCAGGAGCCGUCGGAGCCGGAGCCGGAGCAGGAGCCGGAGCCGGAGCCGGAGCCCAAGCCCCACUAGGUCCAGGAGUCGCGGCAGGAGGAGGUCAGGUAGUAGAGACAGAACUAUUCAUAGUCCCAAAUCCAAAUAA